GCUCAACACAACUGCAGUACCUCUUUCUUCAAGCAAACACCACCUCAAGAACCCACCAUGCACGCCUUCAAGAUCGCCGCUCUCGCCAUUGCCGCAAUGGCUAGCGCUGUCGUGGCGGACAACUGCUUCGAAGGAUAUCUCUACUGCAGCGCGAACCUCAAAUCCCAGGGAGACUACACCUCUACUAUCCACAAUGCUCUGGCAGCUCGCGGCCAGCCCACCGACCAGGGCGCCGUCAACAAGGCCUUAUUCGCUUGCCUCCUCGACGGCGAGAUCGCCUUCACCCAGAUGUGUCGCGGCGACUGCAUCAACGAGCCCUUCGGAACGCAGAGAAACGACCACUGCUAGAGUGUCGACUUGUACUUGCUAAUGAAAAUGGAGGGGCAAUUGAUAACGGUGGAGGGGGUGAGUGGUAGGAACAGCUGUAGCUGGUGACUCUCAAAAGGAGGUGUUAUGGUGGCCCAUGCAGUAACAGGUUUGCUGUCCAAUCUUGUCCCAAUCGUAGUGAGCGCUCAGAUAGAGAUAGGAGAAAACGAUGGUGCCACCGUGCACGUAGCCGAUAUUGAUUAA
Messenger RNA from Dothidotthia symphoricarpi CBS 119687, 570 nucleotides. RefSeq lists its product as uncharacterized. Lineage: Eukaryota; Fungi; Ascomycota; Dothideomycetes; Pleosporales; Dothidotthiaceae. Bases 58 to 348 code for a protein of 96 amino acids. The record is from RefSeq and is a predicted model, not a curated record. The transcript has 2 exons.